AUGGGAUCAGGCCACGCGCCGUUGCGCGCCGGCCUUAUGAUCGCUAGGCCCCACUCCACUCCACCCCUAGUCCGCGCAUCCGAGGUGUGGCUGUGUACGCUUGAGCGGGCAUCAGUGGCCAAGGAAAAGCCGCCGUCUCAGCCAGCCAUCGCCAGUCGUGAGAACAUGUCCUUAGCGGAAGGUGCUUCCGACACCGAACACAGGCCUGAAGAAGACAAGCAAAGCCCAGCCGAGACCAAGAAGAAUUCCGACAAGACACAGAUGUCAGACUCCUAUAUGUGGAAAGAGCAGAUCCACACUCUAAUGAAGGGCGGAGAGAGCGAGUCCGACAUCUCGGAUUCGGAGCACUUCCUCACAAAGGGUGCGUUCCUCCUCACUCCCUCCCACGGCCUCAGCAUGGAGAAAGCGUCGAACAUCUGCGAGAAGAUGGAGUUCAAGGGGUGUUUCUCCCUCACGAAAACCGCUACCGGAAUCCUCUUCAAGUUCUCUCACGUCGACGACUACCAGAUGGUGUUCAAGAAGGGUUUCCACAAGGUCACCGGGUCCAGGUUCUACCGGAAGAUAGCAAUACCUUGCCGUCCUCAGAAGACCUUCACGAUCUACGUGUACGACAUACCAGACGAAGUUCCAGAGGAAGACGUGCGCCAUGCUCUUUACAAGUUCACGUCCGUGGUGGAGGUGGUGCGCCUGCACCUCACCAGCUCACCGAGGGAGGGAAACACUGGAGCCUCCACUCCUAAGCCAAUAGAAAAGACGCCUCCUCGCGCCCUGACGACUAUCGACGGCGAACUAGUCAGCAGUAUGGUCCCGAAAGAAGCCUCCAGCGUGGUGCGCAUCACCCUCGCAAAUAUAGAGGAAGCCAACAUCUUGCUGCAGAACGGCCUGGACUUCUACGGCGCCACAUACUUCCCCACGGAGCUGGCGACACCAGCGCAAGCCGCCAAACUCAUCAAACCGAGCAGAGCGUAUCGUUCCAGAGUGACUGGUGGCAGCGUCUCCGCCAGGGUCCGCGACCUUCUCCCGGUCUUCGACCAGCAGGGUUUCACUAAAUUCGCGCCACCCGCUUCCCGACUUGUAAAACCGCGCACCAAG
Molecule: messenger RNA, 1092 nt
Organism: Iphiclides podalirius (scarce swallowtail)
Lineage: Eukaryota; Metazoa; Arthropoda; Insecta; Lepidoptera; Papilionidae
Source: the annotation of a GenBank genome assembly